AGUUCUGGCCCUUUCCGGUUGCCCAGCAGCACUGCCGGUGGGGGUAGUGGUGGACUUUUCGGCACCAGCGCUAAGCCAAAACCCUUUUAUUCGACUGGGCUCUUUGCAGCACCCAUUCUAGGCAGGACUGUUUUCGGUUCUGCUUCAACCGGCACAAGCGGCAGCACAGUUGGCGGCGGUGAACUGUUCGGCUCCUCUUCUAAUACUUCUGCGUCUGGAGGUGUCGGCCUACCUGGUCCUUCGACAGCUUCUUUCUCUUCCGGUGAUAUUUUCAGUUCCACUGCCCCGGUCAAUUAA
This is a messenger RNA of Dibothriocephalus latus, 297 nucleotides long. The record is from the annotation of a GenBank genome assembly. Lineage: Eukaryota; Metazoa; Platyhelminthes; Cestoda; Diphyllobothriidea; Diphyllobothriidae.